UAAAAAGGUCAUAGGUCAUUCAAGUUGAAGGUUGUUGGCGAUAAAAUUUAAUGUUAUGCAAGUUAAUAUCGCACAGUUUUUGUAUUUAAACAAAAUGAAACUUGGUGUUCUGAAGAUAUCGACUGGCUGCCUACAAUGUUGUAUGUUGAGGUCAGUGUCCAGACAGAUCAAGAUGACUUCAAACCUCUGUCUGGUGAGACAUUGUAGCACUUCCACAGGUGUGAGGAGGAAAAUGAAACCUAGAAUGAAGGCAUGGCAGAUUCAUCAGUACGGAGGAAAUGAAGAGCUAGUAUUGUCAGAAACGGCAAAGAUUCCCGAGAUAAAAAAUCCUAAAGAUAUACUUAUAGAAAUACAUGCUGCUAGUGUUAAUCCUAUUGAUGUAAGAAUGAGAGAGGGCUAUGGUAGUACUGUUGUUAAUCAAAUGAGAAAAUGGUUUGGAACUUCUUCAGGGGGAUCGGAAUUCCCUCUCACUCUGGGACGGGACUUUUCUGGUGUAGUAAAACAAACAGGGCAUGGUGUGUCAAGGUAUAAACCUGGAGAUGAG
Molecule: messenger RNA, 544 nt
Organism: Ruditapes philippinarum (Manila clam)
Lineage: Eukaryota; Metazoa; Mollusca; Bivalvia; Venerida; Veneridae
Product: reticulon-4-interacting protein 1 homolog, mitochondrial-like
Cellular component (GO): mitochondrion
Molecular function (GO): oxidoreductase activity
Source: RefSeq, a predicted model, not a curated record